Molecule: messenger RNA, 2320 nt
Organism: Hippocampus comes (tiger tail seahorse)
Lineage: Eukaryota; Metazoa; Chordata; Actinopteri; Syngnathiformes; Syngnathidae
Gene: setd4
Product: SET domain containing 4
Exons: 13
Coding region: 793-2136 (447 amino acids)
Biological process (GO): peptidyl-lysine trimethylation; peptidyl-lysine monomethylation
Molecular function (GO): protein-lysine N-methyltransferase activity
Source: RefSeq, a predicted model, not a curated record
GUGCGCAUGCCCGGAAAAACAACAGCAUCUUUCGCACAUGUGCGCAAGUAGGAUUGGUGAAUGGCUGAGCUACAUGGAUAACUUUGAUUAACUGACGUUUAUAUUGAGGUUUAGUAUUUACUCUACUCAUAAUUUGGCUUCAAUUUAAGUAGGCUGAUAAUUUACGUGAACGUCGUGAGGUUUCGCGUCGCGUUUGGCUUCCCGUGUUUGCAUUUACGUUCAGAUGACCAAAUUCCGACCUAUUUGGUAAAUGAGCACUGUAACGCUGAGCUUUCGUCGUGUUUUAAAAUAAUCCUGACGUCAAAGUGCCUGUCGUGCAGGCACGUCUCGGUAACGUCAACAACUUCGGACUCAAUCAGAUCGCACGGGCAAGCUGGUAGCAUGUCGUUUGACAUGAAAAUAAAUUUGUGUUCGUCGUUACUCAGAUUUAUAAGAACGUUUAGUUGCCGGACAUAGUUAUAAAUACCGUAGAAUAUACUUUUAUGUAUUAAAAAAGUUUCGGCGCUGACUGCCGUUCCGUCAAAUCGUGAUGACGUCACACACAUCGAUGCAAUGUGAUGCGAGUAACUUCUUUUUUUUCCCCAACAUAUUAAGAUGAAAAUAAGGUGUCUGUUCAUAAUACCUAAUUACGGUGAAUAUAUAAUACACUGUGGAUUCUUUUACAUUGUAUUUGAUAAUAAAAUGAAUACAAAUAAUUUAUCAUGUAAGAAAAUGCGACAGAAAUAAAAGCAUGAAAACCCAACGUCAACGAUAAUAUAUUAAAAAAAAUGAAUUAAUGCUCAAAGUCCAGUCAUGGUGAUGAGUGGUUGUGGACGAGCGGCAAGGAAGAGGAAGAAAAAGCGCAACGGCGCGGUCCAAUCGGUUUCUCUGAGCCACCAGCCCGAGUACGUGGAGCUGCUCAGGUUUCUUCACCAGCGAGGAUUUGCGUCAACACCGCUGCAACCUGCGCUCUUCCCUGACACAGGCCGAGGUCUGCAGGCUUUGAGGAGCAUAAAGCCCAACCAACUGUUGAUUUCACUGCCCGAGUCUUGUUUGCUUACAACCUCCACCGUGUUGGACAGCUACCUUGGGCGCUACAUCAAGAGCUGGAUGCCGCGGCCCUCGCCUUUAUUGGCUCUCUGCGUCUUCCUGGUGUGUGAGCGGCACAGAGGAGCGGACGCCGAGUGGUCCCCGUACAUCCGCGCCCUUCCCGCCUCCUACACGUGUCCCGCCUAUCUCGCGCACGACGUGGCGGCUCUCCUGCCCGUCGGACUGCGGCGGCAAGCUUUGGAGCAGAAGGACGCCGUGCGGGAAAUGCACUCGUCCAACCAGGAUUUUUUUAAGACUUUGCAGCCGAUUCUCAGUCAGCCGGUGGAGGACGUGUUGACGUUUGAAGCUCUGAGGUGGGCGUGGUGCAGCGUCAACACCCGCUCCGUCUUCAUGCGUCACCCGUCCAACCAAUUUUUGUGUGGCCAGGACGACUACGCGCUGGCUCCCUUUUUGGAUUUGCUUAACCACCGCCCUGACGUGCAGGUCAAAGCGGGCUUCAACCACGAGACCAAAAGCUACGAGAUCAGGAGCGUGGGCGGGACUCCGCGAUUCCUGCAGGCCUUCAUCAACUACGGUUCCCAUGACAACCAGCGCCUGCUGCUGGAGUACGGCUUUGUCGCCGCCGGCAACCCGCACAGCGUGGUCUACUUGGACGCAGAAAUGCUGCGGCAGGUUGUGAAAGGAGACCCAAGGAGUCUGGAGCAGAAGAUGAAGUUCCUCACAGACAACAACUUCCUCAAAAAUUUGAGUGUGAGCAGUGAAGGUCCCUGCUGGAGGCUGAUGACUGUCCUCAGACUGAUGUCACUGCCUCAAACUCUCCGCCACCAGUGGAAGGCGGUGCUGCGCGGCCAAGCGGUAGGCGUGGAGGCCGAGCGCACGAGUCUCCGGACGGCAAAGGCGUUGUGCCGAAGACUUCUACUAGACACGCUCGCGGCUUUGGAUAAGAUCUCCGAGCUCCUCCAAGAUGGGGAGCUCCGGCUCGGGGAGCAGCUGCGGCUGGUCCAGUCACUGCGGCUGGAGGAGAAAUGCAUCCUGGGAAGAUGCCUGGAAUCACUGAGCGCCUCACUCAGUGAGGUGAGCCAACCGGAUGUGGGCGACGUGUGCUGACGUGAAGAGAUGUCCCGAAGACAGACAGACAAGACGGUUGUCGCUUCAACGCCAAAGCGUAUGAAGAAAGUAACCAGAAGCUAUGAGAGACUCUUCUUGGAUUGGCUUUAUUGAGCAUUCAUGAAUAGAGCAUCACGGACACUGUGUGCCACGCUGUGAGAACCCAGCAAGACCCCCCCACCCC